Molecule: messenger RNA, 2026 nt
Organism: Tigriopus californicus
Lineage: Eukaryota; Metazoa; Arthropoda; Copepoda; Harpacticoida; Harpacticidae
Product: rhodopsin-like
Exons: 8
Coding region: 28-1650 (540 amino acids)
Biological process (GO): G protein-coupled receptor signaling pathway
Cellular component (GO): membrane
Molecular function (GO): G protein-coupled receptor activity
Source: RefSeq, a predicted model, not a curated record
GCGACGGUUGGUGUUCCAUUCGACGUCAUGGAUCAUCCAAUCUCCGUCCAGAAUUUAAGUGAAGUGUACACUUUGAACGGUUCUAAUUUUGCUCAGUUUUGCACCGUUAACCGGACAACUCAUCAUCUGUGUCAGAUCUCCCAACGGUUCCCACAAUUUGCAGCCGUGAUCCCAAGUCAUUGGUUGGAACAAGGCUUCAUCAGUCAGUUGGAUGGAACUUUGCUCAGUGUCUGUCUGGUUUUUCUCAUCCUCGUCUCUUAUGGUGCCAAUACAUUGUGGUUGGUGAUUUACAGAAGGAACCCAAGUUUGCAGACCCCAACCAAUAAGUUAGCCAUCAGUUUAAUUUUGGCAGAUUUUCUCAUGAUGACCAAAACGUGGUUGUUGGUGGUGAAUGCCUUUGCGGGCGGGCCAAUUUUGGGCACCACAGGUUGCAUUGCCUUUGCAUCACUUGGCACCCAAGCGGGAUUGGUCCAGAUUUGGACCAUCACCAUCAUCUCCUUGGACCGUGCUAAUGCCAUUCAUUAUCCGAUUGUGAAGUCCAAGCGAUUCACGCAUAUUCAGGUACUCAUUUGCGUGGGAACGAUUUGGGUCAUAACCUCCGUAUUUUCCAUGGCCCCAAUUUUUGGCUGGAACCAGUAUGUCUCAGAGGCUUACUUCUUGGGCUGUUCCUUCGACACUUGGAGCCAUGAAUUCUGGGAUCAGGCGUAUGUUUAUACACUGAUGGUCUUCGGCUACUUUAUCCCGUUGAUGAUCAUCUGUAUGUCAUAUCUCAAAAUAUACUGGUUCACUCGACAAUCACGCCAAUGUGUGCUCAAUCACAUGAGACAGAUUCAAUCCCAGCUCUUGGAUUCGGGCAAGAAAGACCAGGAACAUGAAUCGUCCUUCACUGAAGCCACUCUCAACGGAAAUGGACCUACAGGACACAGUGUUCUGUACUCGGAUCAAUAUGCCGAAGAGUUCUUGCGGAAGACCCUCGAGAAAGAAAAGUGCCUAGCUCGGAUGGCUCUAUUCAUUAUUGGCGUGUGGAUUGUCACUUGGACCCCGUAUGCAGUUAUUGCCAUGCUUCAAGAACAUGGGUUGGGCUAUUGGAUCAGCCCAGGGAUCUCUUUGACGGCCUUAACUCUGGCCAAAUGCUCCUCCAUUGUCAACACCUUCAUUUAUGGUCUCAGACUUCCUCAUUUCAAGAAGCAUGUCAAUCAAAUUCUUCCGUGGUUGAACAGUCCCUCCCAAUCCAAGUCAUCCGUCAAAGGAGGGAUGCCAUUGGACCUUCGGAAAGGUCCCCCCUUGAAUUCCAAGAAACGCGUUCUCAAAGGCCGACGCCGUCAAGAGCCCAAAAUUGACGCUAGUGUCAAAGGGGAUCUGUCGAAUUCGAACUCGAAAACCACGUCCAAAACUCAACAUGUCAGCGUGAGCGAGAUUCGAAUUCAGCAAGUGCAAAAAAAUCUCGAGAUUGAACAAGCCAAAUUUGAGGAGUUGUGCCAAGCCAUUGAGGCCCGUUGGUUAACCGAGGAACCAUCUCAAUCAAAUGUCAUCCGAAACUACCGAAUGCCUGAAAACUUGUAUUGGGAGCUUAAGGCUGACUUGGCCGAGUUGGUCCAGGGUUCUCAUCUCGCUCCUUCCACAUCCGGAGGAAACCAUUCUUGCCGAUGAGAAAGUUCUUCCGACCCUUGGACAAAAGUGAUUUUUAUCUUCCCAACUUUUCCCUAAAUGUGUUUCGAUUUUUAAAUCACCUCUGUUAAUCUUCAGAAGUUCCAGCCACAUAUUGUACGAAUAAAUUGAUCAAUCAUCCAAAAGCCCCUCUUGAUUCAUAAUGCUUCAAACUUCUUCCAACGUACUUUGAAGACAAGAUAUAUAUUUUCAAAUUGGCGUUAUCAAUAUCCGAAGGUGGCACCAUCUACCGUUCUAAGGGCUAACAUUGAGGAAAAUGUCGGUUAUUGUUGCUCAUCUUGAAUCAAAAAAGAAAGGCAUCACCAAAAUUGAGGAGCAAUUUGCCUCAUUGGGUUUACCAGCAUAUUUUGAGUUGAAG